GCAAAUCCUUCGGAAGCGAUGAGGCGGUGACUGGUGAGCGGGUGGAGAUAGGAGGAGAGAGCGGCAAGGGGCAAGGCUCGCCGUCGAAUCCUUCAUGGCCUCCACCUCUCCCUGCGCCGCGCCAUCUCCAUCGCUACGAUGCCCUCUCGCGCUCUCCCACCCUUUCGCUUCUCCUCCUCCUCCUCCUCCCGCCUUCCGUCUCGCUGCCCCGAAGCUUCUCCCCGGCCGCCUCGCCGUGUCCUCGCCAGGGAUCCCAGCGGUAGCGUCAGCGCUGGAGUCCCUAGUACUGGAUUUGGAAGACGAGGAGGAGGAUGAGGAUGAGGAGACUGAGUCCGGGCUGUUCCAGGGAGAGGCGUGGGCGGCGGCCGACGAGAGGGAUGCGGUCAGGUCACCGGAGCUGGUGGUGCCCGAGCUGGGGGAGCUGCCCGAGCAGUGGCGCCGCUCAAGGAUCGCCUGGCUCUGCAAGGAGCUCCCCGCCUACAAGCACUCCACCUUCACCCGCAUCCUCAACGCACAGCGCAAGUGGAUCAACCAGGACGACGCCACCUACGUCGCCGUCCACUGCCUCCGCAUCCGCAACAACGACGCUGCCUUCCGGGUGUAUAGCUGGAUGGUGCGGCAGCAUUGGUUCCGCUUCAACUUUGCACUAGCCACUAGGGUUGCAGAUUGCCUGGGGAGGGAUGGAAAGGUUGAGAAAUGUCAGGAGGUGUUUGAGGCGAUAGUCAAGCAGGGCCGUGUACCUGCCGAGUCCACCUUCCACAUACUGAUUGUUGCAUACCUCAGUGUACCUAAAGGGCGUUGUCUUGAGGAGGCAUGCACUAUCUACAACCAGAUGAUACAGAUGGGUGGUUACAAGCCUCGCCUUAGCCUUCAUAAUUCCUUGUUCCGUGCGCUUGUGAGUAAGACAGGAGGAACUGCCAAGUACAACCUCAGGCAGGCUGAGUUUGUGUACCAUAAUCUGGUCACUACCAAUCUUGAUGUGCACAAGGAUGUCUAUGCUGGGCUAAUCUGGCUUCACAGCUACCAGGACAUCAUCGAUAGAGAAAGGAUAAUAGCUCUUAGGAAGGAGAUGAAACAAGCAGGCUUUGAUGAGGGUAUUGAUGUGCUGGUGUCAGUAAUGAGGGCCUUUUCGAAGGAAGGGAAUGUUGAAGAAACAGAGGCCACAUGGCGUGAUAUUCUUCAGAGUGGUUCUGACCUUCCUGCUCAGGCCUAUGUGUGCCGAAUGGAGGUUUAUGCCCAGGCUGGUGAGCCUAUGAAAUCCCUUGAUAUGUUCAAGGAAAUGAAGGAGAAAAAUAUACCUCCUAAUGUUGCAUCAUAUCAUAAAAUAGUUGAGAUAAUGACAAAAGCUUGGGAAGUAGAUAUCGCAGAAGAACUUAUGAAUGAAUUUAUUGAGAGCAACAUGAAGCAUUUGAUGCCAGCCUUCCUUGACUUGAUGUACAUGUACAUGGAUCUGGAUAUGCAUGAAAAAUUAGAACUAACGUUCUCAAAAUGCAUAGCAAGGUGUCGUCCAAACAGAAUAUUGUACACCAUUUAUCUGGAAUCACUAGUGAAGGUUGGAAAUAUUGAGAAGGCCGAGGAGGUAUUUGGUGAAAUGCACAGUAAUGGGAUGAUUGGUACCAACACGAAAUCAUGCAACAUCAUGCUAAGAGGUUAUCUUUCUGCAGAAGACUACCAGAAAGCUGAAAAAGUCUAUGAUAUGAUGAAUAAAAAGAAAUACGAUGUACAUGCAGACUCUUUGGAAAAACUCCAAGCUGGUCUCCUUCUCGGUAAGAAAGUUAUUAAACCAAAAGCCGUGAACAUGAAACUGGAUCAAGAGCAGCGUGAAAUUUUAAUCGGUUUGCUUCUAGGAGGCACUCGGAUGGAAUCUUAUGCACAACGAGGGGUCCAUAUUGUGCACUUUCAGUUCCAGGAAGAUUCUAAUGCUCAUUCAGUUUUAAGAGUGCAUAUUCAUGAGCGUUUCUUUGAAUGGUUGCCUUCAGCAAGCAGAUCAUUCGAUGAUGGGAGCAAGAUACCUUAUCAGUUUUCAACAAUACCUCACCAGCAUUUCAGUUUCUUUGCAGAUCAGUUCUUUCUGAAAGGUCAGCAUGUGCUCCCAAAGCUUAUCCAUAGGUGGUUAUCUCCACGUGUUCUAGCAUAUUGGUUCAUGUUUGGAGGCUCCAGACUCCCAUCAGGUGAUAUUGUUCUUAAGCUCAGUGGUGGGAACAGUGAGGGUGUUGAAAGAAUUGUUAACUCCUUACAAGCACAGUCAUUAACAAGUAAAGUCAAGAGGAAAGGGAGAUUCUUUUGGAUAGGUUUUCAGGGUAGCAAUGCUGAAUCUUUCUGGAGAAUUAUAGAGCCUCAUGUUUUGAACAGUUUUGCGAGUUCAACGAUGCAGGAGGGUAGCAGCAUAGGCUUUAGUGGUGCCCAAGAUACCGACACCAAUUUUGACGAUGAUGUGCAUAAUAAGUACCAUACAGAAAGCGACGAGUGAACACGGUAUCCAGGGAGUAGUUAUUAAGGUCCUAAAAUAUAUCAAUAGGAGCACAAUUCUAAACAUUUGAUCAUAGAUCCAGAGUUUUGUAGCGUGUAUUUCUUUCCUUGAUGCACAUCUCGUUACUAACAACUUGUUGCCCUGGUUGAUCUCUCUCUCUCUCUGGCCAUGCCCUGAUAGACUAGUGUACCAGACAGUCCCUAUGUAAGAAAGAUAGUGAGGAUUAUGUGAAUUUGCAUGUUACUGAUCAUGUCA
This is a messenger RNA of Oryza brachyantha (malo sina), 2725 nucleotides long. Its product is annotated as pentatricopeptide repeat-containing protein OTP51, chloroplastic. The coding region runs from base 95 to 2470 and encodes 791 amino acids. NCBI's taxonomy places the organism in Eukaryota, Viridiplantae, Streptophyta, Magnoliopsida, Poales, Poaceae. Gene Ontology annotation, biological process: Group II intron splicing; mRNA cis splicing, via spliceosome; photosystem I assembly. Gene Ontology annotation, molecular function: endonuclease activity; protein binding. The record is from RefSeq and is a predicted model, not a curated record. The transcript has 2 exons.